This is a messenger RNA of Zingiber officinale, 4505 nucleotides long. RefSeq names its product Fanconi anemia group I protein-like. NCBI's taxonomy places the organism in Eukaryota, Viridiplantae, Streptophyta, Magnoliopsida, Zingiberales, Zingiberaceae. Gene Ontology annotation, biological process: DNA repair. The record is from RefSeq and is a predicted model, not a curated record. The transcript has 13 exons. Gene Ontology annotation, molecular function: DNA polymerase binding. The coding region runs from base 72 to 4262 and encodes 1396 amino acids.
CUGCGUAAUAAAAGGAGAGGAGUGUCGGUAUCGUUAGAAACUUUCGACGACGCCGGCGGCGGCGGGGAACGAUGGCCAGCGAAGCUGAAAUCCUCCGACGCGACCGUCCUCCACCGCCCCUCACGGCCGAAGCCAUCAUCACUCUAGCACAGGACCCCUCUGCCACCCUCCCACCCGUCGCCGACCCAGCCGCCCUCCUCGCCCCUCUUGACCACCCAUUUCCCACCUUCCCAGUCUCCACCUACCUCUCCGCCCUCCUCUCUCUCCUCUCCCGGUCCCGGUCCCCUCCGUCCUCUUCUCUUCUCUCAUCUCUUCUCAUUUCCUUCCUCACCAUGUUCCACUCCCGUCGUUUCCCUCGCCACGACGCGGCUCUUCUCCUCCGACUCUUCACUCCGCACCUCUCCUUCCUCGACCGCUCUCAGAUCCUCGCCCUCGUCGACCUCAUACUUUCCCGUCUCUCCGAGAUUGCCGACCCUGAGGACGCCCUGCCCCUGGACCACCUUCCCCGACUCUUUGAACUCGCCGGAGUCUGCGAACCCGUCGAUCUGACCGUCGAAAGGCUCCUCGCUGCCGAGUGGUCCAAGGCUUUGUUGCUCAAGGUCGUGGCACUCCUCCGUGAACUGCCGCCAAUCGGCAGAGCUAGGGUUUCUGAUUUCCUAGAUAGGGUUUUUCUGCAGAUGAAAGGGGUCGACCUCCAGGAUUUGCCGUCUCUUAUCUACCAGCUUCUUCUGCUCGCCUCUAAGUGCAUACAUCGGAAGGAGGUGAUAAGGGGUAUUCUAGCGUUUUUGGGAAGCUGCUCGAAGGGUCGUCCUUCAAUCAUGAGACAGGUGGAAGGGACGAUUUUGAUGCACGUGAACUUCGCCGUGAAACAGGAUCCAUCGUUGGGGCAGGAGAUGUUGAUGGUUAUCCGAUCUGAUCUUCAGCUUCUUAACCACUUCGCAGUCACCGUGCUCUUCUCCAUGGCCAGGGUGCGCCGAUUCAACGAGAGCUCCAUUGUUGUUCUGAAAUUGGCGGUAGUCACCUCCUUGAGGAACUUUCGGAUCUCAAGGAAUAGCGAGUGGUUGCCAGAUAAACUAAGAGAAGAUUGCUUAGAAACUGCCAAAUUCGUAGAGAACUCAGUGCUCAAAGCUGUCAAUGAAAGCAACUCUGGGAGAGAGCAUGUUGUACCUAGCAUUGUUCAGUUUGGAUUUCUUUUGCUAGAAAAUGUUGAUGAUAACACCUGCAAACAAGUCUCUCCAGGUUUGAUGAAUAUUAGAGAACUCAGUAUACAAAUCCUGAGGACAGUCUUUGAGGUCCAUGACAUGUCAAGAAAUGAGAUAAUUGAGCAAUGCAAAUUCCGAAUUAUUUCUUUGAAGCCUCAAAAAAGCAUGCAGAUCAUUAAGUUGCUAAGUAAUUUGGUCCGAAGCUACCCUUAUGCAAUUCUACAAUAUGUAGCACAUUUAAAGGAAGCAUUGGACUAUUUCACUUUCCUGCAAGAGAUAGUUGCAGUAGCUCUCGUCGAUGCUAUCCUGCCACUUGUCAGAUUCUGCUCUGACCUCCAGGAUUAUAUUAUUUUGGUAGUUCGAAAGGCCAUGUUCAAACGAGAAGACACUAUUCGUAUAGCAGCAACUAUUGCUGUAGUUAAUCUGAUUUGCAUUGAGAGUAAAUCGAACAGAAAUGAAGAAAACAUUUUGCAAGAAUCGUCUAGCCAAGCAAGUUGUAGUCAGCAAGCAGAAAUACCUAGCAGGAGGGAGGGUAAUCUGUUCCUGGAACUAAGUGGAUUGUUUAGGAGAUGUCUUACCCAGCAGGUUAGAGUCAAAGAGAUAUUGUAUGAGGGUCUCGUUAAACUAGUCAUGUCAGACCCAUCAUGCACAAGCUCCAUCUUGGAUAUUCUCUGGCCUCAUUUCUUCCAGGUUUGCACAGAGGACAAAGAUUUUCCUCUUCAGCUUGAUUCUUGCUUCAGGUUGGAGAAUGGAAAAGUUCGCCAAGUAGAACCACUGGAUCACCUUUUGUCAUGCGUCUCUUGGAUACUUCAUCAGUCCCAUGGUGUUAAUCAAUCAGAAAAUUCAUGGCAGUGCUUUGGCUUCUCACUAACACAACAAGAGAAUGAGGCUGGAAAAGCAACAUCUGCAGAAUUAUUCUCAAAAGCCUUGUCUAAGAUCAGGAAAAAUUUAAAGAACUGCAAAUUGCAAGAUUAUGAAGUCCAGGCAGAAGAAUCUUCUCGUCAGCAUUUGCUGGAUGAGAAAAUAAUUUGCAAUUGUCAGAUUUUGCUUCGACUUAUUGAGGUCCUUGUUAAUAUUGUAGUUAUUGACCUGGAGAAAGCUGAGAGCUCAGAGAAGCUAGUGCUUGAGAAAGAAAUUAUGGAAUUUUCUGAAUUUUAUGAUUUCGUCGAAAAGGAAUUAAUUAAAAUUUCACAGAGGACAGGCAAUCGAAAAGGUUCUUCAAGCGACCUCUUGAAUAAGGUCAAUAGUGAGCUAAAAGAGAUUGCACAAGUAAAUCAAGCAAGAACCUUCUUUGCAACCACAACAGUUCACCAUCUUCUUGUUCUUUCCUUUAAUUCAUGCAAAAUUUAUUUUACAAGUAGACAAAAUGCUUCUCAGAAAAGCAGCGAGUCAUCAACAGCAGCCCUUUGUUUGAAGACAAUGUCCUUCAGCUUAAAAGUGUGCCUUCGCCAUCUGAAGUCUGUUUACUCAAUGAAACGUGAACAAAGUGGUGAUCCUUUCAGUGAACUGUUAUGUGGAGAUAUCAAAUGUCUAGGGAAAUCAGUAAUGCAGCUUGUGUUACAACUCAAGUCCACUGUUGAACAAGAGAAGGAUAUGAAAAAGAAAGAUGCCCAAGGGAAAAUAAGUAAUGGACAUGCAAGGGAUCUAUUAUUCUUAUCAUUGAUGUGCUUGAUUGAGUUAUUUAAGAUGAAUUUAUCUGAGGAUAAUCUGUAUGAAUUAGUUACUGAUUUGCUCACAGUGAAUUCUCUAGAUUUGUAUUUGCAUGCAAAAGAUGCUGCUGCUGAGGACAUUAAUCAGAACAAAAACUUUGUAGAUGACUAUCAAAAUAUGAGUUGUCUGCAUUUGUUUUUAGAGAAAGUAAUAGAGCCAUUGCAUUCCUCACUUCUAGACCAGUCACUUUUUCAGGAAUGCGAGGUGCUUGCCGAAUUAUUGUUGAUUACUGGAAAAAUGUUGCCACCGGGAAAAAGGAAUUUCCAUGGAAGUUGGGCUAUGAAAAUAUGCCAGAGCAGAAAAGUGGAAAAUCCUGGCGCAGCACGAAGUGUCUUCUCACUAGCUAUUCAUCUGACACCAACCCAACCUGAUCUCACUGUUGCAAACGACAUGGCUACAGAACUGCUGAAAGUUAUGGGAUCUGAAGAUAGUGAGCCUGAAGAGAUGUCUGUAAAGUUCCCAGUUAUUAAUCAAUCAACAAGAAAUGCUAUCUCUACUAUCAUUUUACAAGUGGCUGAAUCUUGUCUUGGUGACUUGGACUGGGUCAUCUCAAAGAUUAAGGCAAUUUUUGCAUACAACCGUGAACAACCUGGUCUGAUGACUAACCUUCAAUUUGGUGAAAAAUUGUCAGGACUUGAAUUGGAAGAUGUCCUCUGUGCAAGAUCAGAAUCACUCGUGUAUUUAUUAUCUUCUUUUGUGAUGAUGAACCUUAAAGACUCACGAGCAGAGCAGUUACUGAAGGUUGCUACUAGGUUUUACAAAAUUUUGGCUCUUGUUGCAAAGCUUCAGAUUGCUCCAAAAGGUUGCAAACAAUUCCUACCUAGCCGAAGGUUUCAGAAGUUAACAGAAGUGACAUGCACACGGCUAACAAGUCCUCUAUACGGUUUCGUAGCUCUUGUUCAAAGGAAUCAGCAAGAAAGAGCUUCACAAAGGGGAAUCAUCAACAAGAUCAAAAGGGAAAAUAGAUGUAUUCCUGAUUUGAUAUUCCAGAUUGAAGAUUAUGAGAAAUAUCUCAUUCAGCUUAGCAAAAUGACUAAAGUCAAUUUGUUGAGGCACGCCAAGCGCAGCACGGCAAGGGAUUUUAAGAUUUUGGAAACCAAAAAGGUUCCAGUGGAAGAAGAGGCACCAGAGCAUGAGCCUACUCCAUCCCAUUCUACAUCUGAGAAUGAAUUGAACAGAGAAUCUGAAGAGACUGAUGAUGAUAAUAUACCCAAGCGUGCUUCUCCUGAACCCAUCAGGGAUAUUGUUGAUGAAGAUUCUGAAAAUGGCGGAGAUGAUCAAGAGAUAUUGAUAAGAAAGAAGAGAGCAAAGAUGCGCAAGGUUGUAGAAAACUCUGAUGCCGAAUCAUGAGAAUUCAGUAUUCACUAGAAUGAACCUGGAUUUAGCAGAGAUGUGUAAGAUGGAUUUCCCAGGUUUUACUUCCAAAGUCAUGUAUGCCUAUUUAGUUAUCUGUUGAUACUGAGUGAGAAUACAAGAAAGUCAAAAAUCAUAAAUAUCAAGAAAGGCAAAAAAUUCAACUUCUAUCUCAACUCUCUCUAAGCAAGAUUGUAGGAUUGCAAUGAUUGCAAACUUGAACAUGCCUAUGGCAUCCCA